AUGACUAGAACCAAAGCUCAUGGUCUUAACAAAAAGCUACACUCCUUUGAUUUUAUAGUCUCAUUAGUAUUUAUGAAAAAUAUUAUGUAUAAAUUAAAAGCUCUUACAGAAACUCUUGAAACAAAAAAUUUAUCUUUAGUUGACGCAGCUACUUUAAUAGAUACAACUAUUCAAAUUUUAGAAGAAAUUAACUCAAAUACAAACUCAAUGAAUAAUUUAAUUGACAGUGCUAUAUCAUUUUCAUCAACUUUAUUAAUAAAUCCAGAAAACGAUUUUAAAAUACACCAUCGUCCUAAAAAGCCGCUUACUUGGUUAGACAAAAACUCUAAAACUCAGAACGAAGAUAUUUCUAUUGAAAAUGUUAAAAAUGCAUUGUUAUUGUUUCCACCUAAUAGUUCUUUGGCAAAAUGCAAAGAUGCGGAAGCAGUUCAAGCUGAAUUGGAAAUUUUGAGAAGUAUAGGAAUUCAGUCUGAUUUGACGACAACUGCUAAUACAUUUAAAAAAUGUGAAGAGAUGAAACAUAUUUUGCCAUUAGCAAAAACAGUUUGUGAUCUAGCUCUUACAGCUCCAGUCAGUGUUGCAACAAAUGAGAGAACUUUUAGUAAGCUUAAUCUCAUAAAAACCCACUUAAGGUCUACAAUUAGUGACUCCAGAUUAAAUUCAAUGAUGAUUCUUGGUAUAGAGAAAGACGUAGUAGAUAAACUUAAUUUGAGCAAAAUUGUCAAUGAUUGGGCAUCUUUAAAAAAUCGAAGAAUUCAAUUAUUGUAA
Molecule: messenger RNA, 768 nt
Organism: Myzus persicae (green peach aphid)
Lineage: Eukaryota; Metazoa; Arthropoda; Insecta; Hemiptera; Aphididae
Exons: 2
Coding region: 1-768 (255 amino acids)
Molecular function (GO): protein dimerization activity
Source: RefSeq, a predicted model, not a curated record